CCCGCGGGGAGAGCAGCGCCGCGGGCCCCGCGCGCACCGGCCCCGCCGAGCCCGGCCCCGCCGAGCCCGACCCCGGGCGGCCGCGGCUGCUAUGCGGCUUCGCGGCGCACGGCCUGCACCGGGUUUGCGCUGACGCCUCCCGGACACCGACCCGGCUGAGGAUUAGGGAUACCAGCCGUGUGCAGGGGACCCUGAGGCACCAGAAAAGUGCCAGGUCUGCAAGGGAAGGGGUAAUGCGCCGUGCUGCAGCUGCUGCCUGCUGAGCCUGAGGAGGAGUUUUAGAACCUGCCUGGGACAAGAGCAGCACCCCAGUCCCAACGAGCAGCACUGAGCCUGCGAGACGGCGUAGCCCUCAAGCCAAGGAGACAUUGGGCCAAGCCUGAGAGGGGUCACGGGGCACGUCCUCCUUUGCUGACCCGGUGUCAAUUCCUGCCCUGACACCCCGACGGCACUGCCCUCACCCCCCGGCAGCCCCCUCCAGGGCUGCCCCCCACCCCGGCGCUGCCCAGCCUUGGCCCCCCAGCCCCGCUGGAGCGCGGCAGCCUGCCGGGCGCUGCCCCCCGGGCACUGCCCCCCGGGUGCAUCGCCCCCCGCCCCCCCGGGGACCCCCCGCCCGCCGGCAGAGCCAUGAAGCUGCAGGCGGUGAUGGAGAACCUGCAGCGGCAGCAGCGCGCGCGGCUGCAGCAGGCGCUGGAAGCGCGGCAGCAGGAGCAGCAGCCGCCGCCGCGCUCCACGUCCCCCGUGGCGCAGCCCCCGGGGCAGCCCCCUGCCAGCACCCCGGCCCGGGGCCGCGGGCAGGAUCCAGCCCCGGCGCCCUCGGAGGAGGGAGCGGAGCCUGAGAGCGCGCACAUCCAGCGGGCACAGAUGGCCGCCCUGGCUGCCAUGCGGGCGGCCGCCGCCGGCCUCAGCCACUCGCCCAGCCCGGGGCUGUCGGAUGAGAGCCAGGCCUCUGAGGAGGAGGAAGAGGAGGAGCGCGGCGAGGAGGAGGAAGAUGGCAGCGGGUACCAGCAGGAGAUGGGCUCUGAGGAGGAGGAGGAGCUAAAGGGCAAAUGGGAUGAAGAUGACUUUGAAGAGGACCUGGGCGAGGAGGAAGAGGAAGAAGAGGAGGAGGAGGAAGAGGAAGACUAUGAGGAAGAAGAAGACAUGGGAGAGGAAGGGCUCAGCUCAGCAGAGGCGGUGCGGGCGGGCGCGGGAUCCCUGCUGCUCCGCAAGCCCCCGGCACCCCAGCACUACCGGGGGGAGCCACCACGGCUGCCAGGGGGACAGGAGCGGCUGCCCCCCGGCCUGGGCCACGCUCAGCCCCCGCCACCAGCACCUGACCACGGCGACUGGACCUACGAGGAGCAGUUCAAGCAGCUGUACGAGCUGGAUGGUGACCCCAGGAGGAAGGAGUUCCUGGACGACCUCUUCAGCUUCAUGCAGAAGCGAGGCACCCCCGUGAACCGGAUCCCCAUCAUGGCCAAGCAGGUGCUGGACCUGUACAUGCUGUACACGCUGGUGACCGAGAAGGGAGGUCUGGUGGAGGUCAUCAACAAGAAGCUGUGGCGGGAGAUCACCAAGGGGCUGAGCCUGCCCACCUCCAUCACCAGCGCGGCCUUCACCCUGCGCACCCAGUACAUGAAGUACCUGUACCCCUACGAGUGUGAGAAGCGUGGGCUAAGCAACCCCAACGAGCUGCAGGCGGCCAUCGACAGCAACCGGCGGGAGGGCCGGCGGCAGGGCUUUGGUGGCUCCCUCUUUGCCUACUCACCCGGCGGCACGCACGGCCUCCUCUCCUCGCCCAAGCUGCCAGUGCCGGCGCUGGGGCUGGCAUCUGCCACCAACGGCGGGGCCAUCACGCCCGGCCAGAAGAUCAAGAAAGAGGAGGACUCUCCCAUCCCCAUCUCCAUGCCCAGCCGGCUCCCGGUCUCCCUGGCCGGGCACCCCGUGGUGGCCGCGCAGGCGGCCGCGGUGCAGGUGGCAGCGGCCGCCCAGGCUGCAGCGCUGGAGCAGCUGCGGGAGAAGCUGGAGUCGGGAGAGCCCCCGGAGAAGAAGCUGGCGCUGGUGACAGACGAGCAGCAGCGGCUGAUGCAGCGGGCACUGCAGCAGAACCUCCUGGCCAUGACGGCCCAGCUGCCCAUGAGCAUCCGCAUCAACAGCCAGGGCACGCGCUCGCCAGGUCAGUGCCGGCCCCGGCCGCCCGCCCCGGCCGAGCCCCCGGCCCCGGCGGGCUCCGUAACGCGGCUCUCCCCGGCAGAGAACCGCCCGGACGCCGCUGCCGCCAGCAGCAACGGCACCAACAGCAUCAGCAUGUCCGUGGAGAUCAACGGCAUCGUCUACACAGGUGUGCUGUUUGCCCAGACGCCCGGCCCUUCCUCCUCCUCUUCCUCCUCCUCCUCCUCUGCCUACAGCAAAGGCAACGGCGGCAGCAGCCGGAGCAGCGGCAGCAGCAGCGGGGUGGGGAGUGGCAGUGGUGGCACUGGGAACGUGCCCCCCGCCCCAGCCAGCCUGGCCGUGCCCCCCAGCUCUACCUCCAACAGCGCUUCGCCUUAACGCCCCAGAGCCUCGGGCCCCUGGUGGCACCGGCGGCCGCGGGGGGACGGGGCGGCACCGGGGCUCACCGGGGAUCCCAACAGGAUUUCACCGGGAUCUCACCAGGGUUUCACUGAGGUCUCACCGGGGUCUCAUCUCGCCCGAGUUUCUCCGGGGUCUCAUCCGGGUCUCGACGGACUCUGCCCUUUGUUCUCGUGUUGUUGGGUUUUCCUUUUCCAGGCAGAAAAGCUUUAGCCCGGGGGGUUUUGCCGGAGCCGCCGGCUGUCCGGCUGCGCCGCUCCGGGACCGUUUACCUCACUCACAUCACACUUUGCACUGUACAUUUAUUAUUAUUAUUAUUAUAAUUAUUAUUAUUUUUUAACUCGUGUUACCUCCAGACAGACGCACGGACGCCUGCUGACGCGAGCUCUAGCGAAACCCCCCCGGAAUUCUAAAGGAAAAAAAAAACCAAAAAUCCUAAAAAAAUCGGAAGUAGGGAGAUAUUAUUCAUUUCCAUCCUAUUCCCUCCUUUGUUUUGGGAACUCCACUCUCUGCAGGAUUUUAAGAGGUUGUUUUUGAUUGUUUUGUUGUAAAUAGCUUCUAUUUUAUUCUCUUAAAAAAAAAAAAAAAAAGAAUCAAACUUUUAACAUGCAAAUGAUAUAUAUUAGUCUUCAUCAGGGAAAAUGGGAGCUUGGAAAAAAGUUGGAAUCUCCUUUCUCCUCUCCUUAUCGGUGGUUGGGUCCAGCUCUGCUCAUUCCCCCACCGACAAAUCCUAAUUUUUAUUCCUCCCCCUGCAUAAAACUACUGUUUAAAGCCAGUUUGGGCUUAUUUCCUCCAAAAAACAAGCAGGAUCCAGAGGAUGGGGAUGCUCGGAGCUGCAGGACGCUCCGGAGCUCACGGGGAAGCCGAAGGACCUGAGGAUUUAUUUUAAGCCUCACAAUCUCAAUUUUUUUUUUUUUUUUUUUUUUUUUUUUUUUACGAUUUCCCCUUCCUCCUCCUCCCACCCCCAAAAAAUAAAUUUCACCCACAUCUGCGUGAGACACAAUCCAACCUGAUACCGAAACCCCCUCACCCCCCUCGGUAUCUCCGUUCUCAGGUUCCCACCUGGAGCACAGGGUUUUUCCCCCUUCCCCAGGUGCCCCCCGGGGUGGGAGGGGGUCCAGGCUGGUGGGACCUCCCCCCCCCCCCCCCAGUACCUUUAUUUUUAAUUUCACUCGGGGAAGUGGCGAUCUCAGGGGAUUUGGGGUUUUUUUUCCAGCUGUUUUUUUUUGUUGUUGUUGUUUUCAGCAGGUUGUUUUUUUUUCUGUUUUCUUCUGUGCUGGAAUCCCCUUGGUGGCUCCGUGGGGAGGGGUCUUGGUGGCUCCAUGGACCCUUUUUUGGGGGGGCCUGGGAGGGUCCGUCCAGCUCCUGCUGCUGUUGGGGUCCAGCCCAGCUCUCCUUAAGGAAAAAUUCCAAGGGGGAAUUUUCAUGCCCAGGGCAGGCUUAGAUUUUCUUAGUGAUUUUUUUGCAUUGUACAGUCACUAUUUUGGGUUGUUUUGGGUUUUUUUUUCAAUUAUUUUCCCUCCCCUCCUUUUCCCUGCCCCCCCCCCCCCCCCCCACCCUUUUAUUUUUGUUUUUGAGAGCGGGUGACUUUCCACUUUAUUUUUCUUUUUUGCAUAUCGAUUUAAAAAUAAUAAAAAAGAGCCUAAAUCAGUUUUUUUGGGGGGGGUUUGGAAAGAAAACUAAACUAAAGGAGCGGCCCCAGCUGCAGCCGCCCCCCUCCCCCCAGCGUUGCAUAUCUUAACUCAGGUAAAAAAGGAAAAUGAGAAAAGAAAAAAACCACAAAAGACAAAAAAAAAGAAAAAAAAGGAAUAAAAAAAUAAACCACAUUCUACCUCUGAGCGCGGUGGCCUCGGGCGCACCCGGGGCCCCGGUGAAAGAUUUCAGUUUUGCAAAACAUUCAGGUAUUGAGACUUUUUGAUUAUUAUUAAAAAAAAAUUUAAAAAAUUAAAAAAAAAAAAAGAGAAAAUAAACUUAAAAAA
Molecule: messenger RNA, 4532 nt
Organism: Oenanthe melanoleuca
Lineage: Eukaryota; Metazoa; Chordata; Aves; Passeriformes; Muscicapidae
Gene: ARID3A
Product: AT-rich interaction domain 3A
Exons: 8
Coding region: 628-2532 (634 amino acids)
Biological process (GO): regulation of transcription by RNA polymerase II
Cellular component (GO): nucleus
Molecular function (GO): DNA binding
Source: RefSeq, a predicted model, not a curated record